AUGGUGACCGCCAAGGACCUUCCGGGCAACAAGCUGACCCCCGAUUUCCAUGUGUCGGAUUAUGUCAAGUUCUUCGGCGCCGGCGCGCUGGCUGCCACACUCACUCAUGCCAGCGCGACGCCAAUCGAUGUCGUGAAAACAAGGAUACAGGUAGACUCGUCCCUAAAGGGCAUGAACAUGCUAAAGGCGGGCCGUUCAAUCGUCGCCGCUGAAGGCGCUGGUGCGCUCCUCACGGGAUUUGGCCCAACGGCCGUGGGCUAUCUGGUCCAAGGUGGUGGAAAGUUCAUGGGCUACGAGUUCUUCAAGAAGAAGUUUAUCGACCUCGUCGGCUCCGAGCAGGAAGCAAUCAAGCACCGCACAGCCAUCUACCUAGGCGCUUCCGCCUGCGGCGAAUUCCUCGCAGAUAUUGCUUUGAGUCCGCUGGAGGCCACCCGCAUACGACUGGUUUCGCAGCGAGGCUACGCGUCCGGCCUGCUACCCGGCUUCAUGAGGAUGGCACGUGAGGAGGGUUUUCGCGGUUUCUACGCUGGAUUCAUCCCACUCGUCUGCAAGCAGGUGCCGUACGCGCUGGGCCAAUUCACUGUGCACGAAUGGGCCAACGAAAUGAUCUACAACGCUAUGGGUCCAGAACGCAAGGCGAAGCUCACACACUUGGAGUCUACGGGCGUGGAGCUGACGUCUGGUAUCGUUGCCGGUGUUGCGGCCGCGGUCCUUUCGCACCCUGCAGACACUCUUCUUUCCGCAAUGAAUAAAGGGGCGGGAGAUAAGAGCCAGGGCACGGUGUCGCGAAUGAUUUCUCUCGCUGGAGAAAUCGGCCCUACCAGACUCCUGCUCAACGGUCUGGGACCUCGUGUGGUGAUGACGUGUGGCCUUGUUGCGGGCCAGUUCGUCAUAUACGCGCAGUGCAAGGCGCUCGUGGGUGCACCACCCAGCAUUGAGAUUCACAAAGAGAAGUAG
Messenger RNA from Verruconis gallopava, 957 nucleotides. RefSeq lists its product as uncharacterized. NCBI's taxonomy places the organism in Eukaryota, Fungi, Ascomycota, Dothideomycetes, Venturiales, Sympoventuriaceae. Gene Ontology annotation, cellular component: mitochondrial inner membrane. Gene Ontology annotation, molecular function: phosphate transmembrane transporter activity. Gene Ontology annotation, biological process: mitochondrial phosphate ion transmembrane transport. The record is from RefSeq and is a predicted model, not a curated record. The transcript has 3 exons. Bases 1 to 957 code for a protein of 318 amino acids.